Messenger RNA from Homalodisca vitripennis (glassy-winged sharpshooter), 723 nucleotides. Its product is annotated as COX assembly mitochondrial protein homolog. Gene Ontology annotation, cellular component: mitochondrion. The coding region runs from base 259 to 651 and encodes 130 amino acids. The transcript is spliced from 3 exons. The record is from RefSeq and is a predicted model, not a curated record. Lineage: Eukaryota; Metazoa; Arthropoda; Insecta; Hemiptera; Cicadellidae.
UUGUACAAAGUAAUAUUUCAAUCAAUAACUAAUAUUAAACUAAUUUGAGGCUAAUAAUUGGAAUUUAGUUAUUAAAACAGCGAAGUUUCGGAUAAAUCUAGGGAACUUUUAGAUCAACAUUUAGGAAAGUUUGUCUGGGUUAGGUUGGCCAAAUUGUAACGGAGUCUGUCUGUAUUCUGUAAUCGAGAGUACUUGUUGGUGAUUAUAGUUUAGGUUUGACAUUUUAGAAGACAAAUUAUUGAAAGGGUUUUGUACGAAAUGGAUGAUACAGGUUCAAAAGCAGACAGUCCUGUAUUAAGAGCCAGAAGAAAUAAGGGACCUCAUGGAUUAGGUGAUCCUGACGACACAUUUCUCCGAAAGGUUGAAGAACAAGUUUUGAUUCCCAAGAUGGUUCGAGAACGAUCUAGAGCAGAAAAAUGUUCUGAAGAAGUACUUGCUUUUGCAAAAUGUGGGAAAGCCAAUGGAUUAGCGAUGGUACUCAACUGCAGAGUAGAGAACGACUUGAUGAAGGCUUGUUUAGGAAAAUGGUUUUAUGAUGAAGAAUUCAGAGAAGAUUGUAAAAAGAAGUACUUGCAGGAGAGAGCAGAAUAUAGAAGAACUGGCUUGACAAAAAAAGAGCGGGCAGCUAUGGCCAAUGUGGAGACUGCUUAGAUAGUGUAUUAUGUAUAUUUGUAAUUAUAUUGUUGUAUAGGUAAUUAAAUAAAAUUAUUUUCAAUUAUCGUA